AUGUUUUAUAGACUGUUUAAAAUCACCGUCGCCGUUGUCCUUGCAAUCGCAUUCUUGUCAGAGCUUUCUCAAGCUGCUCCACCCUUUUGUCAAAAUGGAACAAGUUUAACUUGCUGUCCUCUCCUAGCACACAGAAUUGCCUCUGAACACCAUUCACGCUGCGCAUCAAUUGUGCUCAAUAACAAGAGCGGCUAUAACAUAAGAUUGGUAGUUUCCCGUCUUGAAGACGGUCGUUGGGUUACGUCAGAUGAUUCUGGUGACAUCGAUAUAGACUGCAGCCCACGGACCGACCUCGCAAAUGGUGAAUCCGAAGUCUUUUCGAGCGUCACAAGCCAUUUUUUGGGUGGAAUAAGUGGUUAUGUCACGCUUAUCAUAAACGAUAACGUCUCUACCACUUUUGCCAUAGACUGGAAGGCUCCAUCAAUUGGUUUAGGUUCUAAUGAAUAUAAUGUUGAUAGAUUGCCUACGGAAGAUUAUGACGUUGCUCUCCAACAUGGCUUUGACGAUACAGUCUUUGAAGUUACAGUUACGCUAGUUACGCCAGUUGUAGUCACGCCAGUUGUAGUUACGCCAGUUGUAGUCCCAUAA
Messenger RNA from Paraglomus brasilianum, 588 nucleotides. NCBI's taxonomy places the organism in Eukaryota, Fungi, Glomeromycota, Glomeromycetes, Paraglomerales, Paraglomeraceae. The record is from the annotation of a GenBank genome assembly.